Messenger RNA from Platichthys flesus (European flounder), 579 nucleotides. RefSeq names its product coiled-coil domain containing 103 (gene dnaaf19). Gene Ontology annotation, biological process: determination of left/right symmetry; epithelial cilium movement involved in extracellular fluid movement; inner dynein arm assembly. The transcript is spliced from 3 exons. Gene Ontology annotation, cellular component: outer dynein arm. The record is from RefSeq and is a predicted model, not a curated record. Lineage: Eukaryota; Metazoa; Chordata; Actinopteri; Pleuronectiformes; Pleuronectidae. Bases 87 to 341 code for a protein of 84 amino acids.
UAGCCACUCAACCACCUCCUUUCCUAACCACUCAACCACCUCCUUUCCUUACCACUCAUCUGAACACGAAGAACUCAAAAAACCAGAUGAUGGCCACGUCAGAGCGUGAUGUCAUCGACUUCCCUGCGUUGGAGCAGGAGCUGCAGGCGGCGGUGGAGUCUGAGCGGAGAUACCAGCGAGAGAACGAGGCUAAACUGAGGGCUGUCAGCCAGAGAGUGGCCUCCUACCAGGAGUUCAGAGACCUGGUCCUGACCUGUCACCUGAAACCUCUGGAGAAGAAAGACAAAGAAGGAGCUCCACGGAAACAGCCCUGGAACCCUGUUGCCCCGAGCACCCACUGAGGAACACAUUAACCUGCUUGACUUCUUGUUGCUUUCAUGAUUCCCCAGAUUAUUACAAGGUUUGCAAUGGUUGCAAUUCAACCCUCAGUGUUUGUGGAGAUACAUAGUUUUCAUUGAACAGGAAGUGCUGUGACACUUGACCACUCACAUAAAAAGUGGAACAUGUAUGAAAUGAAAAUGUGACUUGAAUAAAAGUAUGAAACCAGUGAGACAUGUGUUUAAAUCCACUGAAAAAUCU